This is a messenger RNA of Polychytrium aggregatum, 555 nucleotides long. RefSeq names its product ribosomal protein S24. Gene Ontology annotation, cellular component: ribosome. The coding region runs from base 36 to 431 and encodes 131 amino acids. NCBI's taxonomy places the organism in Eukaryota, Fungi, Chytridiomycota, Chytridiomycetes, Polychytriales. Gene Ontology annotation, biological process: translation. The transcript has 5 exons. The record is from RefSeq and is a predicted model, not a curated record. Gene Ontology annotation, molecular function: structural constituent of ribosome.
CGUUAUAUCUUACUCAAGGGAAACGUUCAUCCAAAAUGGCUGACGCUAUCACCAUUCGCACCCGCAAGUUCCUCAACAACCCUCUCCUUCAGCGCAAGCAAACCGUCGUUGACGUCCUCCACCCCGGACGUGCUGGUAUCAGCCACAAGGAACUCCGCGAUAAGCUCGCCAAGCUCUACAAGUCCGAUGUCGAAAACGUCUUCGUCUUCGGUUUCCGCACCCAGUUCGGUGGUGGCAAGACCACUGGCUUCGCCCUGAUCUACGACUCCCUCGAUGCUGCCAAGAAGUUCGAGCCCAAGUACCGACUUGUCCGCCACGGUCUUGCCGAGAACAAGAAGGCUUCUCGCAAGCAGCGCAAGGAGAAGCGCAACCGUAUGAAGAAGGUCCGCGGUACCAAGAAGGUCAAGGCUGGCGCUGCUGCCAAGAAAUAAGCACCCUACCAUACGGUCAUGUAGAUUCUCUGGAAGCCUGCCCCUCGCGCUUUCCAAUCGGAUGCUGGUGGAGAUCCGGCUCAUGUUUCCACCAAAAGAUAAUAACACGAAUUUAUCUUGUGUA